AUGUCUGUGAUUGUACGUGAUCGCGCCGAUCGGGUAAUAUUGUACACUAAAGGUGCUGACUCGAUGAUAUUUCCAGUAAUAUCUGAAAGUUUCCUGACUUCACGACGUGGUGGUGCGCUUUGUCAUAAAGCGGAAGAAUAUAUAUCCAGUUAUGGCAGUCAAGGUCUAAGAACGCUUUGUCUAUGCAAAAGAUUUUUAAGUAAUGAAGAGUAUAUGGAAUGGAAAGUGGACCAUGAGAAAGCUGAAAUGUCUUUGAGUCAUAGAGAAAAACAGAUUUCUCAGUCUGCAUGUAAUAUUGAGCAGCAGAUGGAACUGCUGGGAGUGACAGCAAUUGAGGAUCGAUUGCAAGACGGUGUACCAGAGUGUAUUGAAGCGCUUCGUAAAGCUGGGAUUCGUGUUUGGGUGCUUACUGGUGACCGUGUUGAAACUGCAGUCAAUAUUGCAUAUGCUUCCCGGCUUUUUUCGCCUUCAAUGGAGUUAGUUCAACUUAGUGCCCGUAACGAAGCAGAUACUGGUGAAAUGUUAAGUCUUAUAGAAGAGAAGAUGUCUAAGGGCUUACAGGUUCAGGAAAAAACAUCUUCAUUACUUUGUAAUUUGCCUGGAAUUGAAGUUUCGAGAUCUAGAAGUCUGUCCAGUCGGCCGCCUCUGCAGCGACCUAAUUAUGGUGUAGUAGUUAAUGGUCAAACUCUUGCGAAUUGCUUAUUAGCACCCAACUUGCCAAAGUUCUUAAAAAUUAUUGAAAGGAGCACUUCAGUGUUGUGCAGCAGAGCAACACCUCUGCAAAAAGCAUCAGUAGUCAAAUUGACAAAGCAGCACUUGAGUGGUAAAGUUUUAGCUAUUGGAGAUGGUGCUAACGAUGUGUCGAUGAUUCAGUGCUCAGAUCUGUUUGUAUUUGUGUUGUACUGGUGUCAAUUAUUUAACGGGUUUAGUACUCAGGUGCCCAUUGAUCCCAUAUACCUCAUGUGCUACAACUUACUGUUUACUUCAGUUCCACCUUUACUUUAUGGUAUGACGGAGCAAGAUGCUCCACCAGAUGUACUUUUAAACUAUCCAAUCCUCUAUGAACAAGGGCGCUGCUCCGAGUUAUAUCGGUGGUACUCCUUUUGGUUAAAUAUGCUUGAUGCACUGUGGCAAAGUGCUGCUGUUUAUUUCACUGCUCACUUUGUAAGUUAUUUAUUUCCGAAUAUGAAAAUCAAUGAAAAAAAUUAG
This is a messenger RNA of Enterobius vermicularis (human pinworm), 1209 nucleotides long. The record is from the annotation of a GenBank genome assembly. NCBI's taxonomy places the organism in Eukaryota, Metazoa, Nematoda, Chromadorea, Rhabditida, Oxyuridae.